UCACCACUCAUGCACGCUGCCGCGGAGGGACACGAUGAGGUCGUAAGACUACUGCUGCAGAAGCCAUCUAGUCGACUCGAUGACCAAGACGAAGCUGGAUUUACACCGUUGGCUUGGUCGGCCUACAGUGGAAACGCCGCCACGGUGAGACUCUUACUGGACACGGAAGAGGCCGAAAUUGAUACAAAGAAUAACGUCGGCCAUACACCUCUCACUCUAGCUGCGAUUCAAGGCGACGAGGAGAUCUUCAAGCUACUACUGGACCCCGGAGAGUGCGACCUCAACGCUGAACGCACCAAUGAUCAAACCAUCCUGAUCCGCGCUGCCAGGGAAGGCUACCUCAAGAUCGUGGAGAUGCUCCUCGCCACAACCAAAGUCGAUAUCGAAGCCAGAGAUAUCCACAAUCGGACAGCGCUGUUGGCAGCCACUUCUCGUCAUCACACAGAGGUCGUGGCUUGUCUGCUGGAUCACGGCGCUAAUGUCGACGUUAUGGACAAUUGUGGCUGGACGUCAUAA
Zymoseptoria tritici IPO323 is the source of this 516-nucleotide messenger RNA. RefSeq lists its product as uncharacterized. Gene Ontology annotation, cellular component: cytoplasm. The annotation marks the transcript as partial. Gene Ontology annotation, molecular function: protein binding. The record is from RefSeq and is a predicted model, not a curated record. The transcript has a single exon. Lineage: Eukaryota; Fungi; Ascomycota; Dothideomycetes; Mycosphaerellales; Mycosphaerellaceae.